Daphnia carinata is the source of this 786-nucleotide messenger RNA. RefSeq names its product beta-1,4-N-acetylgalactosaminyltransferase bre-4-like. Gene Ontology annotation, biological process: glycosphingolipid biosynthetic process; carbohydrate metabolic process. The record is from RefSeq and is a predicted model, not a curated record. Bases 4 to 786 code for a protein of 260 amino acids. Gene Ontology annotation, molecular function: N-acetyl-beta-glucosaminyl-derivative 4-beta-N-acetylgalactosaminyltransferase activity. The transcript has 3 exons. NCBI's taxonomy places the organism in Eukaryota, Metazoa, Arthropoda, Branchiopoda, Diplostraca, Daphniidae.
UCGAUGUUAUCUGAAUUAUUAAACAACGAUAACGAAGAGCCAGGACUUAAAAUUGGUGGGAGAUACGAACCCACAAACUGUCAUUCACGAGAAAAAGUAGCCAUAAUAGUACCAUACCGACAAAGGCAUCAUCAUUUAAAAAUAUUUCUGCGAUACAUGCAUCCGUUUCUACGACGUCAGCAACUUACAUACACAGUUUUUGUCAUAGAACAAUUUGAUGAUUUGCCAUUCAACCGAGGAAUGCUAAUGAAUAUUGGAUAUAAAGAGGCCACCAAACUAGAUUCUUUUAAGUGUAUUAUUUUUCAUGACGUUGAUCUACUUCCCGAAGAUGACAGAAAUACUUACAGAUGUCCAGAAGAUGGAAAACCAAGACAAAUGGCAUUUUUAAUGGACAUUUACGAUUACAAGCCGGCCCCAAACAGUUAUUUUGGAGGCGUUAACGCUUUUUUAACAACCAACUUUCAGCUUGUUAAUGGCUUCUCCAAUUUAUUUUGGGGCUGGGGCAGUGAAGAUGAUGACUUAUACCGUCGCUUAUUACGCCAUAAUCUUAUGGUAACAAGAUUGUUUGAAAGUGAGCCAUCGCUUGUUCAUAUUGCCCGCUAUAAAAUGCUGGACCAUGCCUGGUCAAAUCCCAAUCCGGAUCGGGACUGGUUGUAUAAAGAAGGGGGUGACCGACAAACAUAUGAUGGUCUGAGUGACCUUAAAUAUGUGUUAGUAAAAAAACAAUUAACACCACUCUACACUCAUCUUCUUGUUGACUUGAAAAAAAAUCAGCCAAAUGAAUAA